This is a messenger RNA of Prorocentrum cordatum, 1094 nucleotides long. Lineage: Eukaryota; Dinophyceae; Prorocentrales; Prorocentraceae. The record is from the annotation of a GenBank genome assembly.
AUGGCCGAGCUGCGCAAGUGGCCCACGCCCGAGAUCCUGAGCAAGUCGCUGGAGGAGGUGGUCAUGCAGCUGCUGGCGCUAGGCCUGGGCGACCCCCACGAGAUGCUCGCCAGGUCGCUGUCCACCCCCUCCGUCGCCUGCAUCGAGCACGCCGUCUGGCUGCUGCAGGAGAUGUCGAUGAUGAACGAGAAGGAGGGCAUGAGCGCGCGAGACGCGCUGACGCCGAUGGGCCGCUGGCUCGCUCCCAUUCCGCUGCACCCCAUGUCUUCCAAGGCGCUCCUCUACGCCUCGCUCUUCGGGGUCCUCCUGCCGGUGACCGCCAUGAUCGCUUUCUUGAACAUCAAGAGCCCGUUCGUGGCGUCCAUGCACGGCCAGCCUGCCCGGGGCGGCAAGCACUUCAUCGUGGGCGACAAGCGCUCCGACCACUACGCGAUGGCCGCCGCCUACCUCAGCUGGCGCUCGCGCAGCUGCGUGGGCGAUGGCGACUCGUACAUCAACGAGCACUCCCUGAGCCUCGAAGCCCUCACGAUGGGAGACAAGAUGGUGAAGUCGCUGCUGCGACUGAUGGUGGACGAGUACGACUACGACGGCGACGACGCCAACUUCAUCGAGGACGCCGGCACCGGCUCAUGGACGCCCGAGGCGGUCUUCGAUCCAGUCGACCUGGCAGCUGUGCAGGGCCGCGCUGUGCUUCGCGUACACCCCGCAGUUCGUGCACUGUCAUGCUGGCAAAUUCCUGUCCGACUCGAACGAGGAGGUGGCGGGCCACGGCUCCAGCUGCAACCAGGGCUACCAGCCGAAGGGCAACAUGUUCGCGGGCAUCCCUGGUACACCUGCGGACGACUGGCUAGUGUACAGCGACUCCAUGAAGCUCGGGAAGGUGAGCAUCAUGGAGAGCACGGUCGUGGGCGCCCCGGCCGUGCUGCUCGCCGCGAAGAGCCUCGCGCCCACCACGGGGCGGCGCGUGUCCGGCGAGGUCGUUUUCGAUGGGUGGCGUGGGACCAUCGUCGGCGGAGAGACGCGGCCCUGGAGACCCUGCAGAGCGCCCGCAGGCAGAUCGACCAGCACCUCGAGGGGCUGAUGGAGGAUGGGGA